Messenger RNA from Bactrocera tryoni, 1455 nucleotides. RefSeq lists its product as uncharacterized. The transcript is spliced from 2 exons. The record is from RefSeq and is a predicted model, not a curated record. Bases 151 to 1371 code for a protein of 406 amino acids. NCBI's taxonomy places the organism in Eukaryota, Metazoa, Arthropoda, Insecta, Diptera, Tephritidae.
AUCGACUUUUCGAUGAGAAAAUAAUUUUAAGUCAACGAAUUUUCAACCUCUCUCACAUUACAUUUCUUCCCUUUACAAAGCAACAAACGUACAUAUGUAUUUCCAUUGGAAAAAUAAAAAAUAAAUAAAUAUAAAACAACCUAAAUUAAAAUGUGCUGCCCCUACACAAACAACUGCAACAAUAGCUGUCGAGCAGUUACAUUGGAUAGUGUACCCUUUUAUUGUGACGCCCAAGAUUUGAACGAAUGGAAACGUUUCAUGAUCGAAAAAUUCUGGCCUGAAGACGGACCACGCUGUCACUGUUGUGGACGCAUAAAAUGCAAGAAUCGUGGUUUAUUGCAUAAACUAUGCAUGGUACCAGGUAUGACAGGACGCACCAUGUACGACAUACUCACAAAGUUGGAUCCGAACUUCAACUUCCAAGAAAACUGGACAGAUCGCAGUGGUAAUGAAAGCAAUGGAAACAGAUUGCCGUUAACUGGCGUCACCGACUUCCAAGAGAAAUGGACAGAUCGCAAUGGCAAUGAAAGCAAUAGGAACGGAUUACCGUUAACUGGCGUCAAAGGUGACCAUUCGUUGAGUACGCUACCGAACGAUCCCAAUUGGUUGAAGAAUUUCAAUAAUUUUUACAAACAAGCUUGUUUCACUGGUUUCGACAGAGAAUACGCCUACAAAAGAGCCCAUAAGCCAUAUGAUGACAAUUAUUUCUUAAAUUAUCACAAAAGUGAUUAUGAGACGUUGCGUAGUGAAUACGAUAGGCGUAAUCGUUCGGAAAAUGAAGGAGAGCGUGAGCAACGUGGCAGCCGAAAUCGUAGAAGACGUUCGAGAGGUAGUGGUGGAAGCCGCAUGCGCGGUAGUAAACAACGCCGCAACACAUCCAUUCACUUGCGCUAUCGUCAGUUGAGGGGCUCGAGUAAUUCCAAUCCUAAUGCUAACGCCGACACCAAUCGCGAUUCCAUUUCCAAUAGGCCCGCCGACAGACCCUCGAUAGGCCCACCCUUAAGUCAUCACACACUGAAAAAUAUAUAUCGCCUGCUAGAUGCUGUACGUGAGAAGCGUAAGGAAAUGCUCCACAUUCCAGUCGCCGUGCUCUAUCAUAGACCAAGUGUUUAUCAAGAAUUCUUAUCGCCAGGAGAUCUGAAGGAAAUCCGCAAAACCCUCGUCGAAACUGGUUAUGACGCAAAAGGGUUGGCGGAAUUUCUAAAUUUAAUAGGUGACGCUACAGCGCGUUACGAUGAACCGAACAUAAUCGAACCGGUAAUUAGCACAGAGCCCGCGCCGCAGAAAACGGCAUUCACCGCUAAUGAUUUGGAAAAAAUUGAGAAACAUUUCGUCAGGGUCAUAAAAAGAAACAACCAUUUGUAUAUUUAAUUGUGUGGAAAUCUUUCGGGACUGCGGCAUAAGCUUAGAAAUUAUAGAAAAAACAAAAUUGAUCUCCUCUGAUUGGAUCCUAAA